Messenger RNA from Telopea speciosissima, 2312 nucleotides. Its product is annotated as probable LRR receptor-like serine/threonine-protein kinase At1g56140. The transcript has 14 exons. The record is from RefSeq and is a predicted model, not a curated record. Gene Ontology annotation, biological process: protein phosphorylation. NCBI's taxonomy places the organism in Eukaryota, Viridiplantae, Streptophyta, Magnoliopsida, Proteales, Proteaceae. Gene Ontology annotation, molecular function: protein binding; ATP binding; protein kinase activity. Bases 90 to 2312 code for a protein of 740 amino acids.
AUUUCUGAAAUGUUCUAACUAAUAAAAAUUGAUUAUUGUCAAACAGAGUCUUGAGGAAUAACAAUAUUAGCGAUACUAUUCCAUCCAAUAUGGACGAGUAUCAAAAUCUGAAACAACUGGACUUGAGCUUCAACAAUUUAACUGGACAAAUUCCAAGUUCACUCUUCAAUUUAAGUAGUCUUGCUUAUUUGUUUCUCGAAAACAACCAAUUAUUUGGUGUCUUGCCUUCUCAAAAGAGUUCUUCACUUCUUAAUAUAGAUUUGUCAUAUAAUCGAUUAUCAGGAAUCCUUCCUUCAUGGGUUACACAAGAAAGUUUGCAAGUCAACUUGAUUGCCAAUAACUUCGACAUUAGUGGUUCAAAUAUCAGUGGUUUGCCUUCAGGAUUGAAUUGCCUUCAACGAAACUUUCCAUGCAAUCGGGGCUCUCCAAUAUAUUAUAACUUCUCUAUCAAGUGUGGAGGUCCAGAAAUCAAGUCUUCUGCGGGGAUUGUAUUUGAAAGGGAGAAUGAAAUACUUGGCGCAGCCACUUAUUUUGUCUCUGAAACAGAAAGAUGGGCAGUAAGCAACGUUGGAAGGUUUGCUGAGAACAAUAAUGCUGAGUAUACCAUAUCUACUUCUUCGAAAGUCCAAAAUAUUUUAGAUUCAGAGUUGUUCCAGACAGCAAGAAUAUCUCCAGGAUCACUAAGAUACUAUGGGCUGGGGCUUGAAAAUGGAAUAUACAAUGUGAGCCUAAAAUUUUCUGAGAUUAACUUCACAAAUACUGCGACUUGGGAAAGUCUUGGAAGGCGUGUGUUUGAUAUUUAUAUCCAGGGUAAUCUAUGGCUAAAAGAUUUUAACAUACGGAAUGAGCCAGGGGGAAUCUAUUUUACUCUACAAAAGGGAGGGGGAGUCUAUUUUGCUGUAGAAAAGGAAAUCCAAGCCCAAGUGUCGGAGAACUUCCUUGAAAUCCAUCUCUUUUGGGCUGGAGAAGGGACUUGUUGUAUACCUACACAAGGUUCAUAUGGACCAUCCAUUUCAGCCAUCAGCGCUGUUCCAAAUUUUGUUCCAACUGUUAGCAACAUACCACGUACACUUACUUCAACAAGGAAGAGAAGGAUUGGUUUAAUUGUUGGAAUCGUUGUUCCUAUUGGAGUUGUCAGCUUUCUAUUUGUUUUGGUGGUUUAUUAUUAUAUCCUUAAAAGAAGGAAAGGGUUGAAUAUUGAUGAAGAUGAAGAGUUUCUAGGUAUAGCUUCUAGACCAAACACCUUCAGUUAUGCAGAAUUGAGGACUGCUACAGAAGACUUCAAUCCUGCUAAUAAGCUAGGGGAGGGAGGCUUUGGAACUGUUUACAAGGGAACGCUUCCUGAUGGAAGGGUGGUGGCUGUGAAGCAACUUUCAGUGGCAUCCCACCAGGGAAAGAAUCAGUUCAUAGCAGAGAUCGCUACCAUAUCUGCAGUGCAACAUCGAAACCUUGAGAAAUUGUAUGGUUGUUGCCUUGAGGGGGAUAGGCGACUUCUGGUUUAUGAGUACCAUGAAAAUAAAAGCCUUGAUCAAGCACUAUUUGGAAAGAGCGGUUUACAUCUUAAUUGGCCAACACGCUAUGAUAUCUGUUUGGGGACAGCACGUGGUCUAGCCUACCUUCACGAGGAGUCGAAUCCUAGAAUUGUACACAGAGAUGUCAAGGCUAGUAAUAUUCUACUUGAUGCUGACCUCAACCCCAAAAUUUCAGAUUUUGGUUUGGCCAAACUUUAUGAUGACAAGAUGACCCAUAUAAGCACUCGAGUUGCAGGAACAAUUGGCUAUCUUGCACCAGAGUAUGCCAUGCGUGGGCACCUAACUGAGAAAGCUGAUGUUUUCGGAUUUGGAGUAGUAAUUCUGGAGAUCAUCAGUGGGAGGACGAUUUCUGACACAAUCUUGAAUAAAGAAGAUGUUUAUCUCCUUGAAUGGGCUUGGAAUCUACAUGAAAGUAAUCGUGAACUGGAACUGGUUGAUCCUGCACUAUCAGAAUACAAUGCUGCAGAAGCGCAACGACUGAUAGGAAUAGUUCUCCUGUGCACUCAAGCAUCACCAUCCCUACGUCCAGCAAUGUCCCGUGUGGUAGCAAUGCUAUCAGGAGAUACUAAAGUGAGCACUGUCACAACAAAGCCUGGAUACUUAACUGAUUUGGAAUUCAAUGAUAUACGCUUCUUUAUGAGUGGUGACAUUUCUGGAACCUCAACGAGUGGAAAUCUAAAGAACCAAACCAACUCUGCAAAUCCAAACACUGUAGUUGAUGAAGACUAUUUUCCAGUAACUGCUGAGCUACCAAUGCUGCAUGAGAAUUUGGUCACCUAA